Vespa velutina is the source of this 2690-nucleotide messenger RNA. It is a transcript of the gene lama, whose product is annotated as putative phospholipase B-like lamina ancestor. Gene Ontology annotation, biological process: phospholipid catabolic process. The coding region runs from base 363 to 2195 and encodes 610 amino acids. Lineage: Eukaryota; Metazoa; Arthropoda; Insecta; Hymenoptera; Vespidae. The transcript is spliced from 6 exons. Gene Ontology annotation, molecular function: glycerophospholipase activity. The record is from RefSeq and is a predicted model, not a curated record. Gene Ontology annotation, cellular component: extracellular region.
CGUUGCCCUUGGGACGCGCAGUGCCAGUCGGGAACACCGAGUACUCGCGUUAGGACUUCAGUGUCGGAGCAACUGGUCCAUCGUGUCUUAUAAAGACCGCGAGAAUAUACACGCACGUGGUGAGGAAUGUAAUCUCCAUGAGAAUCACCGAACCUCUUCCCGUCUACGCAGCGCCAAAGAUCUCAAGAGACAUAUUAACAUCUACGUGAAAAGAGGAUACGCGCGUACCGGCAACUUCUAAGAGUAGCGUUAGAAGAGGCCACGGAGCAGGCUUCUGUAAUCGAUGGGUUGAGAACGCGAAACUCGUGCCUUCCACCUUUUUCUUUUCUUCGUUACCAAGGUGCUUAGCUUACCGAUGAGCCAUGCUGAAGGUAGUGGGCGCUUCUUGGCUGCAAACACGCAUCUCCACGUACAUUCUUGUCGCCGUUGCUCUUCUUGGCAUCGGCGCAAUCAUACUCGGUGAAUUUGGACACGUUGAGAAGGAUGGAACUUAUUCAGCAACUGUGUCGUGGAAUCGUAAGGGAGGAUACCGUAUUGACUUUUGGGGCCAAGGCAAUGAUCUUACUUCUAUUCCAUUAAAUGCCGCACGUGCAUAUUACAAAACUGGAAUUUUAGAAAAUGGGUGGUCCAUCAUUGAAAUUGAAACAUCCGUAAAAUAUCCGGAUACAGUACAAGCAUAUGCAGCAGGUCUUUUGGAGGGUAGUUUAACGUGGCAAUUGAUACAUCAUCAUUGGUACAACACUAUCAAUGUAAUAUGCGAUAAGAAUCCAGUCGAAUGCCGGAAAUUACGACAUUAUCUUCGCGAGAAUGCAGCUAUAAUACGCGAACGAGCUGAUUUGUUAGAAUCUAAGGACUCGUUUUGGCAUAUGGUACGCUUGUUUUAUGCACAAUUGGACGGUUUGGAAGAUGGUUGGCGUUUUGCAGUUCGUCGAAGUCGUCAAUCAGCGGAAUUACAAUCGGAAGAUUUUCUUUGGUUGGCAAUGGCUUCUGAUUUAUUAGAUAUCGAUUCGACAAUAAUCAAUAAUGGAUCGAAUAUAUCAAUCGGUGAAAAGGGCAUGAUUUUUCUUAAAGCACUUAACAGAGAAAAUAAGGAACCUCUGAUUGCUAUUGGGCACAAUACUGCUGCACCAUAUGCCAAAAUGUUAAGACUCUUGAAAAGAUAUAAAUUCAAUUAUCAUAUAUUGCCCACAUCAAAGAACGUAGCUCGAAUACCAAGUCGAUCGAUCAUCAUGUCCUCUUAUCCUGGAGCAUUAUCCUCGCACGAUGAGUUUUAUUUAAUGACAACUGAAAAUCGAGAAUUGAUAGUUGCUGGUAUACCAUUGUCAGUAUCGACGCGCAAUCCGUGGAACUUUGUCAAUCUGGAAGAUCAAGUAAGUUGUGUGAGAACUACUAACGUAUUUAGAAUACAUAUAUAUCAUACAUAUAUAUAUAUAUAUAUAUAUAUAUAUAUAUAUAUAUGUAUGUAUGUAUAUGUUAGCAUUAGAAAAUACACAAUUCGGUAUAUUAAUUCCAAUCAGGUAAUGUCGUCAAUCAAAAUAAUGGCAGCAAAUCGUUUGGCAACCGAUAGUAAAUCAUGGUCUAAAAUAUUGGCAUUUGAAAAUGGUGGUAAUUCGAUGCAUCAAUGGAUCACAUUUGAGCCAAGAUCCAAGAAUGUUUGGUUCAUAGAACAGUUAGGAAGUAUCACUCACGUUGCUGAUUACUCAAAAGAUUUCACCGAGACCGGCGUUCUACUUAGUAUCGGUUUACCACAUUUCCAAGAUAUAAAGAAGGCAGCUGGUCCUAUCAACGAGAAUGAUCUUAUAAUGAGGAGACAUUAUUUGAUGCGUUUGCAAGAGAACAUUACAAUCAUGGAACAUGUCAGGGAGUUCAUGCGAGGUUACAACAUCGGCCAAGAAGAGAGAUCUAUUGUAGAGAAUUCUAAUGAAAGUUUUCAUUUAAAUUUAUCACAAAUCCGAACUUACAGAGGUGACUUGGAGAAACCGCCAUUACCAUUUGGUGUCAUCGAUAAUAAAAUAAUAGCGGCUGACGUUAAUGGACUCGAGAUCUUUGAGGCAACUUCCGGUCCUGCUCGUUUCAACGAAUUAACUUCUUCAGCCUUCCAAUGGUCUCGAUCUUUUCCAAAUAUUUCACACGUCAUGGGUCAACCGGACAUCUUUGACUUCGACAGCGUUAUACCUUUGUGGGUUUGGAUUUAACGCAACGAAAAUAUGGCAAGCGAGAGAGAAAGAGAGGAAAAAUAAAGAAAGAAGGAAAUAAAGAGAGAAUGUAGAAAGAAGAAUCGGAAACUUUGCAAUCUCUCUCGUUGCUUUUAGGUAUCAAGUAAAAUUAAGUUCGUUCAAAAUAUUAGAUGUUCCUUUCUUCUUUCAUUCAUAUCCGAUUAAUCUUUUUAUCUAAUUCGUGUUUUUUUUUCUCUUUCUUUUUUUGUUUCUUCCCCGUCAAUCUACAGAUAUCUAAAUCUUCUUCCACGAACACUGCCACGAUUCAACCACGGCGAAAAUAAUAAAUUAUGUGCGUUCUUAAACAACAAUGAAUCUUCGUUAAGUAUUUAUUCUCAUGUGCUGCCCCUCUUCGUUCUUAUUGCUUUAACAUCUGGCUCAUAUGUCAGCUACCUUUGGUAAACUUUUUAAUGAAAUAAAUGAAUCAAUAAAGGAAUCAAUAAAAAAAAAAUAAAAAAACAAAAAAAAAAAAAA